AUGAUUUAUUCAAAUACAAAUUGGUACAUACAAAAUCAGAUUAAUUCCGAAAGAUUUUCAUCACCAUCAAUUCAUCUAGUGACUGCUAUACUUGUCAAUCAUCAUCAUGCAUGGAAUGCAGAUAAUGAUCGAAAAGAUGAAACUGGUCUAUGGAUGUUAGAUCCUUUAGUGGAUAAUAUUAAUAAAACUGUAUAUGUUUCAGAUAUGGGUAAAUCCUCUAAUCGUUCUGUGUCAACAACUCGUAGUGAUAUUGAAAUGAUGGAAACUGAUAUUAAUGAAAACGAACAAGUCGCAGCCGUUCGUACACUUGUUGGACGAUUUGAACAUGAAGUUCUUUCUCAGCAAAAACAAUAUCGAGAUAAUUUACUUAUAUUAUAUUUACUAUUUAUUAUAUCAUUACCAUCAGAAUGUACUCAACAACAAGCCAUUGGAGCUUUAUUUCAUAAAGAACGAAUAAUAAAAGAAAAAUCAUAUUUAUUUGUUAAAGAAAUACCAAAACAACAUUGUCCAUCAUUCGAAGGUACAUUAGGUAAAGACAAGAAAACAAGAUUCAAAGCAAAUUUAACUAAUCAAACAUAUUUAACUGAUAUGAGUGAACAAUUUUCACUUCCGUUGGUUUAUCAAUGGUUUGAUACAGUUAUUACUUCAUUAGAUUGUUAUACAUGA
Rotaria sp. Silwood2 is the source of this 666-nucleotide messenger RNA. The record is from the annotation of a GenBank genome assembly. NCBI's taxonomy places the organism in Eukaryota, Metazoa, Rotifera, Eurotatoria, Philodinida, Philodinidae.